CAGGCGCGGUCCUACCCUUCAGCUCCUGGGAUUCCAACCCGGAACUAGCCUUGGCUCCUUUGGGAAGGCCGCAGCGCCUGGCCGCCAGUGAGAACUUCUGGGCUGAACUUUGAGCCACUAAGACGAGGUUGCAGACAGGGACGUCCCCGCCUCUAGGGGCCCGAGACGAGGUGCGCCUUGGACAGGAGGUAGUGCGGCUUGUGGAAAGCGCAGGCACUCACGGCGGUCUGGAGCAUGGCGCCUCCACGGAACGUGGUGAAGAUUGCCGUCCAGAUGCGUGACGCCAUCCCGCAGCUCAUCCAGCUGGACCAGGCAAAGCCGCUGGCCGCUGUGCUAAAGGAGGUGUGCGACGCGUGGAGCCUGACUCACUCCGAGCACUAUGCCCUGCAGUUUGCUGACGGGCACAGGAGAUAUAUCACGGAGAAUAACCGCGUGGAAAUCAAGAAUGGCAGCAUCCUGUGUCUCAGCACUGCCCCAGUAAUGUCUCUCUCGGCCCGCCUUCUCCUGACCACCCCUCUGCUGUGCCCCUUUCUGCCUGUGGGCCUCUGCCCCAGGUCUGGAGGCCCUGGCCCCAAGCCCAGCAGUGCGCCACCUAGUGGACACCUUCCCCCUUUCAGACCUUACCUCUGUCCAAUCUCAUUUUUGCUCUAUUUCCACCCUGGCCAGGACCUUGAGGCUGAGCAGCUGUUGGGUGGGCUGCAGAGUUCCAGUCGUGAAGGUCGCCGGGAAGCCCUGAGGCACCUCGUCCUGUUAGCCUCAGACAUGACUUUUGCCCAGGAGGUCAUCCGUCGUGAUGGGCUUCAGAGACUAGGCAUGAUCAUUGAAGAUGGGGAAGACCUAGGGGAGGUGCUGGCCCUUGGAUUGAGGACCUUCUUGGAGCUCAUGGAGCAUGGCGUGGUAUCCUGGGAGACGCUCACCAUCACCUUUAUCAGGAAGGUGGUGUGCUAUGUGAACAUGAACCUGAUGGAUGCCUCGGUACAGCCCCUGGCCCUCCGGCUGCUGGAGAGUGUGACCUUGAGCAGCCCUGCCCUAGGCCAGGUGGUCAAGAGUGAAGUGCCACUGGAUAGGCUGCUGGUGCACCUGCAGGUGAUGAACCAGCAGCUGCAAACCAAGGCCAUGGCAUUGUUGACAGCCUUGUUGCAGGGAGCUAGCCAUGCUGAACGUAAGCACAUGCUUGACUACCUAUGGCAAAGGAACCUUCGUCAAUUCAUCUACAAGGGCAUCAUCCAUAGUGCAAUGCCACUGGGUGAUGAGAUGGCCCAUCAUCUGUACGUGCUGCAGGCCCUUACACUGGGACUUUUGGAGCCUCGCAUGCGGACACCAGUUGACCCCUAUAGCCAGGAACAGCGAGACCAGCUGCAGGCCCUGCGCCAGGCUGCCUUUGAGCCAGAGGGAGAGUCCCUGGGCACUGGGCUGAGUGCUGACCGUCACCGUUCCCUCUGUGCCCGAGAGUUUCGAAAACUGGGCUUCUCUAACAGCAACCCAGCACAGGACCUGGAGCGUGUGCCUCCUGGCCUGCUGGCCCUGGACAACAUGCUCUACUUCUCCAGACAAGCACCCAGCGCAUACAGCCGGUUCGUGUUGGAGAACAGCAGCCGUGAAGACAAGCAUGAGUGCCCCUUUGCCCGGAGCAGCAUCCAGCUGACUUUGCUGCUGUGCGAGCUGCUCCACAUUGGGGAGCCUUGCUCUGAGACAGCCCAGGACUUCUCGCCCAUGUUCUUCGGCCAAGACCAGAGCUUCCAUGAGCUCUUCUGUGUAGCCAUCCAGCUGCUGAAUAAGACCUGGAAGGAGAUGAGGGCUACACAGGAGGAUUUUGACAAGGUCAUGCAGGUGGUGCGGGAGCAGCUGGCCCGCACACUGGCCCUGAAGCCCACUUCCCUGGAGCUCUUCCGGACCAAGGUGAAUGCACUCACCUAUGGGGAGGUGCUUCGGCUGCGGCAGACAGAACGGCUACACCUGGAGGGGACACUGGCCCCUCCCAUACUGGAGCUUCGGGAGAAGCUGAAGCCAGAGCUCCUGAGCCUGAUCCGCCAGCAGCGUUUGCUCCGCCUCUGUGAGGGGGCGCUUUUCCACAAGAUCAGCAGCCGGAGACGCCAGGACAAGCUGUGGUUCUGCUGCCUGUCCCCCAACCACAAGGUGCUUCAGUAUGGUGAUGUAGAAGAAGGCACUGGCCCACCUACCCCAGAGAGCUUGCCUGAGCAGCUCCCUGUGGCUGACAUCAGGGUGCUCCUGAUGGGCAAGGACUGCCCCCAUGUUAGGGAGAAGGGCUCUGGGAAGCAGAACAAGGACCUCUAUGAGUUGGCUUUCUCCAUCAGCUAUGACCGUGGUGAGGAAGAAGCAUACCUCAACUUCAUUGCCCCCUCCAAACGGGAUUUCUACUUAUGGACAGAUGGUCUGAGUGCCCUGCUGGGUAGCCCCAUGGGCAGCGAGCAGACCCGGCUGGAUCUAGAGCAGCUGCUGACCAUGGAAACCAAGCUGCGGCUGCUGGAGCUGGAGAAUGUGCCCAUCCCUGACCAGCCACCACCUGUUCCCCCAACCCCCACCAACUUCAACUUCUGCUAUGACUGCACCAUCGCUGAACCUUGACUGUGAGGUUGGUCAAAGCCUACAGCUGCUGCUGCUGCUACAGCAACCACAGAAAGUGGAAGGUAGAGAAGCACAGGCACCCUGAACAGCAAAUGCUGCAACAGAAAUAAAGUCUUCUUGGGUCUUUA
Heterocephalus glaber (naked mole-rat) is the source of this 2714-nucleotide messenger RNA. It is a transcript of the gene Elmo3, whose product is annotated as engulfment and cell motility 3. The record is from RefSeq and is a predicted model, not a curated record. NCBI's taxonomy places the organism in Eukaryota, Metazoa, Chordata, Mammalia, Rodentia, Bathyergidae. Gene Ontology annotation, biological process: actin filament organization; cell motility.